This is a messenger RNA of Botrytis fragariae, 1443 nucleotides long. RefSeq names its product putative g2 mitotic-specific cyclin-b protein. Gene Ontology annotation, molecular function: cyclin-dependent protein serine/threonine kinase regulator activity. Lineage: Eukaryota; Fungi; Ascomycota; Leotiomycetes; Helotiales; Sclerotiniaceae. Gene Ontology annotation, biological process: G2/M transition of mitotic cell cycle; regulation of cyclin-dependent protein serine/threonine kinase activity. Gene Ontology annotation, cellular component: cyclin-dependent protein kinase holoenzyme complex; cytoplasm; nucleus. The transcript is spliced from 3 exons. The record is from RefSeq and is a predicted model, not a curated record. Bases 1 to 1443 code for a protein of 480 amino acids.
AUGCCAGUUAGUCGAGCAACUAGUCGUAGGGCUCCUACAAAUGAGAACGAUGAGAACGUAGCUGGUGUCACAACCCGUCUUACUAGAUCUAAAUCUGCAGCAUUUACCACGGAAGAAGUUACCGGUGCCGUCAAGAAACCACUUGCAACCAAGAAAUCAACUAUCAAUGCACAACCAGCCCGAAAGCGGGCAGCCUUGGGAGAUGUUAGCAAUGUUGCCAAAGGGGGAGAUGCAGUCGAGGCAAAGAAGCCUGCUGCUAAGAGUGGACUAGUCUCGAAAGCUUCACAACCAACUGGCGUCACCAAGAAUAGUACACGAUCAGCCCUCGGAGCUAAGGAUACAAACAAGAAGUCGUUGAGUAAGGCUGCUGGAUCUGGAGUGAUGAAGAGAAAGACCACUGCAGCUUCGAUAGCUGCCGCGGUAAAGGAAGAAGCACCCGUCGAAGACGAACAACCAUCCCGAAAGAAGGUCCACAUUGAAGCAGAAAAGCAAACUAAAGUUGUCGUCGAGGAAAAGGAGAACGAGGUGGAGGCAGAGGCUGUCGUUGAGCCAGAGCCAAAGGAAUCCGUUAGACUUGAAUUUGCCGAAGGUGUACGCGACUUGGAUGCUGAAGACACUGAUGACCCUUUGAUGGUGGCUGAGUAUGUCGUUGAAAUUUUCGAGUACUUGAAGAAGUUGGAGAUUGCUACCAAACCCAAUGAAAAGUACAUGGCACAUCAAGAAGAUCUGGAGUGGAAGAUGCGUGGCAUUCUCGUCGACUGGCUCAUUGAAGUUCACACACGCUUCCAUCUCCUCCCAGAAACCUUGUUCCUUGCCGUCAACAUCAUCGACCGCUUCCUUUCCACCAAAGUUGUUCAACUUGAUCGUCUUCAGCUUGUUGGUGUCACUGCAAUGUUCAUUGCUUCGAAGUACGAAGAAGUCCUCUCACCUCACGUCGCCAACUUCCGUCACGUCGCCGAUGAUGGGUUUACCGAAGCAGAGAUCCUUAGUGCCGAGCGUUAUGUUCUUAGUGCUCUCAACUAUGAUUUGAGCUAUCCCAACCCAAUGAACUUCUUGAGACGUAUCUCCAAGGCAGAUGACUACGAUAUCCAGACCCGCACUUUGGGCAAGUACUUGAUGGAGAUCAGUCUCCUUGAUCAUCGAUUCAUGAAGUAUCUCCCAAGUCACGUCGCUGCUGCAUCCAUGUAUCUCGCCCGCCUUAUUCUUGAGAAGGGUGAAUGGGACCCAAUGUUGACUCACUACUCUGGUUACAGCGAGGAUGAGAUUGAGCCUGUCUUCCAAUUGAUGGUUGAUUACCUUGCUCGUCCUGUUACUCACGAAGCAUUCUUCAAGAAGUAUGCUAGCAAGAAAUUUUUGAAGGCUUCAAUCCUUACCAGAUCAUGGGCCAAGAAACAUGCCUCCCUUUAUGGUAUUGAUGUUACCCAACCUUUAGAAUCUUCAUAG